UGUACAUAAUUAAUUAUUUGAGUAUCGCAUUGUACAAUUCCAAAUUUAUUUCAACUCGGCGACGUCUCUCUGUCUGCUUGUCUGCCUGUUUGCUGUCUACCUGUCGCGCAUAUCUUUGGAGCAUAGUUUGCGUUGCGCACAAAUCACUAACAGUAUUAUGAAUUUCCUCAAAUCAGCAGUCGCGUCUGCUAUUGCCCAAGGGCCACCAUUCCCAUAUACCUUUGGCGACAAAGUGUCAGGCGACUCCGAUGCAUCCAUUUGGACCCUCUACAAUGGCACGCGACACAGUAAUGGAUCCGACUGCAGUAUAUUCUCCUUCAAUAUCACAGCCAAUAGCAGACUCCUCCCGCUUGCCAAAAAUGCUGUCAAGAAGCUACGAACUAUGCGACACCCCGGUGUCAUCUCCGUCCUAGACAUUGUCGAAACCGAUACCUACAUAUAUAUCGCAACCGAAAAGGUGGUGCCAUUAAGAUGGCAAAUCAAAAGAAAGGUUCUUAAUACGGAGACCAUCAAGUGGGGAUUGUAUAGCAUCGCGCGCACCGUCAAAUUCAUUAAUGACGAGGGCUCCUCUAUCCACGGCAAUCUCAAUGUUGGAUCUAUAUAUACAUCUGAGAGCGGCGAAUGGAAGCUAGGCGGAUUUGAAGUCCUGAGCAAUGUGAAGGAUGAAGAAGCUAUAAUAUAUCGUUUUGGUAGCUUGAUGCCCGAUCCUAGGACGUACUCACCACCAGAAGUUGAACGGUCAGGCUGGGACAUCGUAAAGAAAGGGCCACACUCUGCUGUUGACGCCUACAACUUUGGAACUACCAUGUUCGAAAUAUUCAACGGGUCUUUCAUGCCAGACCAGGCAGGACAGACGAAGGGCAUACCCCCCAACGUACAUGUCAGUUACAAGAGACUUGUCCACAAGGAUCCCAAGGCCAGGAUUACAGUAGGAACAUUCUUGGAACAGGGGCGCCGGUCAGGCGGAUUUUUCGACUCUCCCAUAAUUAGACUAACCGAAGGAAUCGAUAACCUUGGAGUCAUAGGGAUUAAAUCCGAGAGUGAGAGGCAAGAGUUUUUGGAUCAACUCGAGCAACAUACCGACGACUAUCCCGAGGAAUUCUUCAAAGUCAAGGUGUUACCUGAGUUAUUGAAAUCAGUCGAGUUUGGCGGUGGCGGCCCCAAGGCAUUUAGUCUAAUUAUGAAAAUCUCCAAGAAGUUAACAGACGAAGACUUUCAGCUCAGAGUUCAGCCUAUGGUUGUUAAGCUAUUUGGAAACCCAGAUAGGGCGAUACGGGUUUGUCUCUUGGAUAAUCUACCGAUUAUGAUUGACCGACUGCCUCAAAAGAUGGUCAAUGACAAGAUCUUCCCCAAUUUAGUUUCUGGUUUCACAGACGUUGCCCCUGUCGUGAGGGAACAGACGUUGAAAUCAAUACUCGUCAUUAUAGCGAAGCUGUCAGAUCGUACAAUCAAUGGCGAGUUAAUCAGGCAUUUAGCCAAGACUGCGAACGAUGAGCAACCUGGGAUCAGAACGAAUACUACCAUAUGUCUUGGCAAGAUAGCUAAGAAUCUUUCGGCAUCGACAAGAGCCAAAGUCUUGACAGCCGCUUUUACUCGGUCAUUGCGCGACCCCUUUGUACAUGCCCGAAAUGCAGCCCUCCUGGCACUAGCAGCCACCCUUGACCAUUUUAGUGACGAUGAAUGUGCCACACGAAUUCUCCCUGCUAUAUGCCCAUCCUUGCUCGACAAGGAGAAAUUAGUGCGAGACCAGGCCAACAAAACGAUGGAAGUCUAUCUGCAGAAGAUUCGCAAAGCAGCAACCAGCAUGCCCGAUACAGUUCAGCCGCCACCUCAGACAACUGAGGCUCCCGGUCCACGUAUGAGCACACCCCAAGCGAGCGAAGCGUCUUCAUGGGCUGGAUGGGCUAUCUCAUCAUUCACUAAUAAGUUGUCCGCGGCCUCCGGGGAAAUGCAAACUUCCGCCAACUACGUAUCGCCGUUCCCAAGUUCAAAACCUACCUCACCACCAUCUACAGGCCUCAACCCCCCUCAACGAACCGUAUCCUCGUCAUCAUCUACCCCUCAGGUGUCUACGCCAGCGUGGAACCCACCACCCGCAGAGACCUACUUCAAGGAUCCUGAACCUACCGAAAAUGACGGCGACGCAUGGGGAGAUAUGGGGGACAUGGACGAUGACGGCAACGCGUUCUUCGAUGCGCCCGCCGAGCGCACCAAGUCUUCCCAGAAAGAGCCAGUCGCAUCGCCGCCUACGCCCUUCGACGACAGCUCCGAACCCGACUUCGCGGGCUGGCUCGCAGCACAGGCGCAGAAGAAGACCGGUCCCGGCGGCGGCAAACCCCUGCCCAAGGGCCUCGCGAAAUCGAACGGCAGAUCAACGCCGACCAGCAAGAAGCCGUUACCUGCGCGGCCAGCGCCCAAACCGGUAGCGCCCAAGAAGAUCGACACGAAGCCUAAAGAAACGGACGAUGAUGACGGGUGGGGCGACGGGUGGUAGAGUUAGGUAGUAUAGGUAUGCCAGUAUCUUUGAGAUAUGAAAGGAAGGGCUUAAGUGGGGCUAGUAGAACGCAGGUAGGUAAUGAAGCAAGACAAAACGAAGGCACGGUGUUUUUCCGGUGUACGGCGUACAGAGCAUCGGUUCAGGAGUGAGGUUCACGCUGCUUCUUCUCCCUACCUAGGUAGGGUUGCCAGCUGCGCUUGUAAUAUAGGUAUGGAUAGUUACGUAACUAUGGAGACCAGAUAUUUCUGGAGCUUGCUGUCUUACCUACUACAUAAGCAAAACACACGUGAACUAGCUGUAUUAAUUAGUAAUAGAUACAUACAUGCAUACUGUCUACCUACCUAGGUUAGGUACGUAGCUCUAUGGAAUAGAAC
Molecule: messenger RNA, 2871 nt
Organism: Hypoxylon fragiforme
Lineage: Eukaryota; Fungi; Ascomycota; Sordariomycetes; Xylariales; Hypoxylaceae
Product: ARM repeat-containing protein
Exons: 1
Coding region: 158-2494 (778 amino acids)
Biological process (GO): protein phosphorylation; tRNA export from nucleus
Cellular component (GO): cytoplasm
Molecular function (GO): protein kinase activity; ATP binding
Source: RefSeq, a predicted model, not a curated record